GGAGGUCGCAGUCCCCACCCUAAAGCCCACAUCUCCGUCCCUCCCCCGGAGCUUAUAUAAGCUAGCACAGCCAACAGUUUGUCUUUGGGUGAAGCCUUUUUUCUCCUCUCUUGUUGAUGGUGAGGUUCUGUGAAAGAAGGAUGAAGUUUUUUGUAGCUGUUACUGUCAUUGUGGGAUCACUGAUUUUUCUCGGUUUCCCGAAUGGCUCAUCGGCUGACGAGAAGAAGAAAGGCCCCAAAGUUACUGCAAAGGUGUACUUUGACAUCAGAAUUGGAGACGAAGAUGUGGGAAGGGUCGUCAUUGGUGUCUUUGGGAAAACUGUUCCCAAAACCGUUGACAACUUUGUCGCCCUGGCAACCGGAGAAAAAGGAUUUGGUUACAAGGGCAGUAAAUUCCACAGAGUCAUCAAACAGUUUAUGAUCCAGGGUGGAGACUUCACCCGAGGAGAUGGCACUGGAGGCAAGAGCAUCUAUGGAGACCGUUUCCCUGAUGAGAACUUCAAGCUGAAGCACUACGGCCCUGGCUGGCUCAGCAUGGCCAAUGCUGGCAAAGACACCAACGGCUCCCAGUUCUUCAUCACCACGGUCCAAACUCCAUGGUUGGACGGCAAACACGUCGUCUUCGGAAAAAUUCUGGAGGGCAUGGAUGUAGUCACAAAAAUUGAGAACACGAAGACAGACGGGCGCGACAAACCUCUCAAAGACGUCACCAUCCACGACUGUGGCAAAAUCGAGGUGGAGAAGCCUUUCGCAGUGGCAAAGGAGUAGAGCGCAACUCGUUGGAACAGCGGGGAAUCGUACUGGGGCAGGAUGUUGGAGGAAUGGUGCAGGCUACUUUGUUUUAUCAGUAAUAACACUGCAGUCCGAGAGGAAACGGAGCACAUUCUGCAAUGGGGCACCAGAAACCGCAUUAAUGCAAUCAUGGGUCUGGGUCCAUUUUACCAACAAACAUUCCAAGGUGCACUUAACUGUUCAUUGUUGGUAUUUUGUAAAAAAAAAUGAAACAAAAUGGGAAAUAAAGGUUUCAGAUUUUGUUAAA
Girardinichthys multiradiatus is the source of this 1038-nucleotide messenger RNA. It is a transcript of the gene ppib, whose product is annotated as peptidylprolyl isomerase B (cyclophilin B). Gene Ontology annotation, molecular function: peptidyl-prolyl cis-trans isomerase activity. The coding region runs from base 117 to 767 and encodes 216 amino acids. Lineage: Eukaryota; Metazoa; Chordata; Actinopteri; Cyprinodontiformes; Goodeidae. The record is from RefSeq and is a predicted model, not a curated record. Gene Ontology annotation, cellular component: intracellular membrane-bounded organelle. The transcript has 5 exons. Gene Ontology annotation, biological process: protein folding; protein peptidyl-prolyl isomerization.